GCUUGUUUUGUUAUCAUUAAUAAUCACUUGGGCCUCACACCCCAUCACCCUCCAUAACCACUCAGAUUUGAGUAUUUGACAAGUAUUUGCAUAACAAAACACACAAAUUGCAGAAACUUCUCCAAAACCAACCAGACAGCCAAUACCUUUUGUUUGGCAGAAAAAAUUCAAGUCAAGACCCCAUCUUUACCAAAACCAACCAAACAAAUAUUCUUGGACUCUUAAUAGUGUCAAUGCCAGUGUUUAAAGAGGUUCGUUCCCUGAAACACUUUCUCUCAUAAAGCUCAUUUUCUUCUCUCAAUCCUGCAAAUUUUGUUCUGAAGUGUUGAAAUUGAUGAAGAAGAUUUCAUUUUGGGGCAUACCCAUCUGCUAAAAUGUCUGGAAUUAACCAACAGAAGGAUUGGUUUUUAAGGUAUUCACCUCCUUUAACACCUUCAUUCUCACUCCCAAGUCCUCCUUACAGUACUGAUUUUGAAAAGAAUUCAAGUACACCAUCAUCUUUUAGCAAAAGCAGUCCAAUACUUAUUUUGGUUAUAAUAAUUUUGGCUGUAGUCUUCUUUGUUUGUGGGCUUCUUCACUUGCUUGUUAGAUACUUCAAAAAGACUUCACCUUUUUCACCAAUUUAUGAUUCUAACAGAUACCCAGAGACAUCUGGGACUCAUACACUUCAAAGACAGCUUCAACAGCUCUUUCGAUUACAUGAUUCUGGCCUUGACCAGUCUUUCAUUGAUGCUUUACCUGUAUUUUACUACAGAGACAUAGUGGGCUUGAAGGAGCCAUUUGAUUGUCCAGUUUGUUUAUCUGAAUUCUCAGACCAGGAUAAGUUGAGAUUGCUUCCUCUCUGUAGUCAUGCUUUCCACAUUUAUUGCAUUGAUACCUGGCUGCUGUCAAAUUCCACAUGCCCUCUUUGUAGGGGAACCCUAAUUGGAACCUCUGGCCUUCCAAUUGAAAACCCACAAUCCAAUUUCAACAUUUCAAGGGAAAUCUCAAAUGGGUUUGUCAGCAAUGGAGAGGAUGAGAUUUCAUCUGGUAGAAAAUUAGGAAUGAUUGAAGCAAGUAGUUCUGAAGCAAAGAGGGUCUUUUCAGUGAGACUUGGCAAGUUCAGAAGCUUGAAUGGUUGUGAAAAUGGUGGGGAGACCAGUAGCUGUAAUUUGGAUGCUAGAAGAUGUUACUCAAUGGGGGCAUUUCAGUAUGUGGUUGGUGAUUCUAAUCUGCAAGUGGCACUAUCAAAUGGUAGUAGAUGUUCUUCAAUUGAUGUGGAGGAGAAGAAAAUCAGUAGCAGGACAAGAGGUGAUAGCUUUUCUGUUUCCAAGAUCUGGCUUUGGUCUAAAAGAAGUAGAUUCCCAUAUUCUUCCAACAAUGCUAAUUUUGGUAUUCCCUCUCAUGUGGAUGUAAGAUUGCCAAUCCAUAACACAAACCAUAAUGUUUAAGUGAAUAUAUGAUAUGAUCUUCACUGUUUUUGUUCUCUUUGUUUCUUGUUUGAUGUCAAGAUUCAGAGAAAACUUCAUCAAGAAUUCUUCCUGUAUUAUCUUCCACUGCACAUUACAAUUGAUUCUUGGUAUGCAA
Molecule: messenger RNA, 1566 nt
Organism: Tripterygium wilfordii
Lineage: Eukaryota; Viridiplantae; Streptophyta; Magnoliopsida; Celastrales; Celastraceae
Product: RING-H2 finger protein ATL47-like
Exons: 1
Coding region: 375-1430 (351 amino acids)
Source: RefSeq, a predicted model, not a curated record